Messenger RNA from Scedosporium apiospermum, 2427 nucleotides. RefSeq lists its product as uncharacterized. Lineage: Eukaryota; Fungi; Ascomycota; Sordariomycetes; Microascales; Microascaceae. The coding region runs from base 1 to 2427 and encodes 808 amino acids. The record is from RefSeq and is a predicted model, not a curated record. The transcript is spliced from 7 exons.
AUGGCCCUUUCUUCUCCCAAAGGGCCUCGAGGACUUCUCGAUCCUCGGCUUGAAAAGGAGAUCGACGCGGCUUCUGUUUUCAAGCCUACACCUAAUCUCGGGUUUCCCGAAGCUCAAAGCGUGGGAUCGGAACCCGUCACCCACUCCGUUUCUCCCUACAAACCGGUCAGAAUGAACACCGCUCUCGAGAAUAAGGCCGACUCCUCCAAGAGCAGCAAUCCUGAACUUCUUUCGGAUACUGAAGAGGACACGGUCCCCAUCUUCGAUGUUAAGAAGCUGUCUCCCAUUGUUGAGCAGGCAGAGUCGUCUCCCUCGCCCCAGCUUAGCAUUCUCCAGCGAGCGGCUUCUCGUGCUGGACUUCAGCUUCAGCCUCUCAGUGUUGCUCAUGAGUCUAGCCCUCCGAAGACCCAGUACCAGCCGUACUGUGAGCCCCCUCCUCGUACCUCUUCGAGAGUUUCUAACCACGCGGCUGCUACUGCCAAUGUUCCUAUCGGACACGCCGCAGCUGCGGCCUUUGGCUCUGGUUCUACGGACCAACAGGGACUUUCUAGCUCAAGCUCUCGCCAGCAGCAGAUUCCUGAACAGGCGGGUACGGUCCCCAAUCUUGCUCAUGGAGUAAGAAAUGGUCACCAUGGUAAACGUAUCAUUUCCAACUCAGGGACCGUCAUUCACUAUGAAGUUGGACCGCACGGUCCCAGCUGUAGUCUUGAUAACCGCGGAGGUUCCGGUCAUGCUUCGUACCGCUCUGCCAACCCCGGCAACGGGGCUGGUCGUAGUCGGUCCGGCGGUGAUGGCCCUUCCGGUGGCGGCCCUCCUAAUGGAGGCCAUCAAGGCGGUGAUGGUGGCCCGACUGGCCAGCCGCCCCAGCAGUACUGCACCAAGGACCUCGGCGAGAGGUCGUGGAAGUUCUCUGAUGACAUGGCCCAAGCCUAUCACCACAUGAGGGGUCCUGCUGUUAAUGAGCUCAACUCGUUUGGCAAUCUGCUUCUGUACAGUCGCAAGCAUAGCAUGCCCGAGAAUGCGGACGAAGUCGCUCCUCAAGGAGUUUCCCAUAUGGCCUCGAACCUUGAAGACAUUUUGGUUUCGCAUAACCCCGUUAGGUACCACUCGGAUGAGCGCACUUUCGACGUGCCCAAGGCUCAGUACGAGCAUGUCGGUCCCUCGAAUGUGGUUCCCCAUUUUCGACACCCCACCAACUUCAAGGCCGCUGACGUCUCCGAUGGCGGAGAUUCUGACGAGGGCUACAUCUCUCCUUGCACUUUUACGUUCAUGGCACGGGGCACGAUCCCCAAUGUGGACUUGGCGGCUCGUCACCAAGUACCCGCCGAUGCGCAGCCCCUUCGUUCCCAGGCACCUGCCGAGCCCGAGGCCCUCACCGGAUCUUACCACGUUUCGACCAACCCCUCGAUUAUCUUUGAUCCUCCUGGCAUUCGUAAGCGCGAUUUGAAGUAUCUCAGGGGAUCUUUCGGGAAACUCUUUUCUCGUAUGCAGCCAGUUCUCGGCAAGAAACUUGACAAGAUUCGUCUUGGCAUCAGUGAGAAGGAUGCCGACCCCGCUGAAUCCAUUUUCUCGGAUCAUACUCCAUUUAGCCAGGCCGAGAUUGACGCCGCCUUCCGCGCGCCGUCUGCUGAGCCUAUUGAUGGUAUCCCCCCGAGUCGCGUUACUGAAGCUAUCAACCAAACCGAAGCGGAAAUCAAACGCCUCGAAGUUGACGAGCUCGCCGCCUACAAGACGGCUCAUGAGAAUAGCGAGUACCUCAAGUUCCUCAAGGAGACGUACACCCGCGUCACCGAGGCGGGCCAGUACAUCCGCACCUUCCACCACAGGGUCUCGCAGAAGCGCAAGCGCGCCAAGAUCCGACGAACCGUGGCCCACAGGCUCCGAGAGCUCCAGUACCAGCGCCUCAAGCUCCUCGACGAGCUCCACGAAUCUCAAGCUAGGAACGAGCUCACGCUUGCGCGUAUGCUGCAAGUUGAGCGCGCUCUUCAGGUAGAGUGCCAGUAUGCCAACGUCGAGACUGUCGAGGAGAUUAUGGGUACGGCUGCGGCGCUUUGGGAUGAGAUGAACGAGAUCGAGUCCUCUCGUAGGAAUGCCGUAUUGCCUGAAGCGAACGGCUCGCCUUCUCGUGGACGUCGUCAGCAACAGCCGCCGCCGCAGCGGCAGCUGCAACCUCAGCAGCAACCUCAGCAGCAACAGCGACAACUAUAUGCUGCCCAGUACGAGACCCCCCAGCGCAACCCACAGCAGUGGCGUGGCCGCGCGUCUCAGAUGGUUACUCCCCAGCAAGGUCGUCCCAUCCCGAACACGCCCGCGAUGCAAUCUGACCCUUCGGGUCGUCUCAUCGCUUAUAUCCCUCACAACAACACGCCUCAGCAGAGCGACUUCCAGAAUCUUGCCAACCUAAGCCAGUGGGAUGCCUUCUUUUGA